Messenger RNA from Drosophila takahashii, 944 nucleotides. RefSeq names its product scotti (gene soti). Lineage: Eukaryota; Metazoa; Arthropoda; Insecta; Diptera; Drosophilidae. The record is from RefSeq and is a predicted model, not a curated record. Gene Ontology annotation, biological process: sperm individualization.
CUCGACAACUACUAACUAACCCAAUCAAAACUACAGAAAAAAAACAUCGUAUUGAAAAGCAGAAACUUACAAAACUGCCGUAUUUAUCUCGUUGUCGUUUUGGUUUAAUUUUUUUUUGUGGCUGUUCUUUUUCUAUAAUGGAUGCACCACUUGACCACGAGGACGGGGAUCGCGAUGAUGAGCUGCGGAUCAAUCGUGUUGGUGAUGCGGGGGCUGGAGAUGCUGGCGAUGAUGGGGACCAAGGACAUCAACAUCAGUUACGGGGAAUCAAUCGUGAGACGGCCAUACUCCUGGACGCUCCUAAUGAGCCGCCCAUGGCUGAGUUUCCGGCCAGAGGAAGACCGGAUGAACCGCCGCGUCUGCGCAAAAAGCGAAGCUUCUACACAAUUGUCAAACCGUCGCCAUCAUCGCAAAGCCAGGAGCCGGAAAUGUGCCCGCUGAUGGCAAAUGUCACGAGGGCGAUGCAUCAAGUUCCGGAGGAACAUCGUGACGAGUACUUUGCCAAUUACUUGGUCGAGAACAUGACGAGUGAGAACUAUCCCAAUGGUGUGGGUCUGCCACAACGCUGGGGUCAGUUCUGAUGCGCCAUGGCUUGUUCACGGAUCAGAAGAACCUCUUCGGAGCCUCAUGAAGAUCGAGAGGUCUAAUCGGGAUCCUGUAAUCCCAUAUACACAUCCACCAAUAUCCAUAUCCACAACCACUCAUAUCCAUAUCCACAACACUCAAAUAUUGUCCCUUCUCCUCGACUACACUUGUAUAGGACGUGCAUAGGACUUGAAAAUGUUCGCGUUUCAAUUAUGUUUAAUAAACCACACUAUUUAGCAAACUUACAUUUUCAUAUUUGGUUUUUUACGUUACUGUUUUCAAAAUUCUCUUAAUUUGUCACAAAAAAAAACACUUUUAAAUUUAAACUUAAAUUUAAGAAAACACUCGUUAUCCUUUAA